AUGUUCAUAAAAAAUAACAAAGAUAAGUCUAAUAGAAAUAAGAAGUCAGGCGUAUACCAAUUAACGUGUACAGAUUGUCCUAAAAUAGGACAAACCGGCCGUAGUUUUAUUACUAGAAUUAAAGAACAUCGGAGAUCAUAUAUUAAUCUAAAAGUUGAUUCAGCCUAUGCAUCACAUCUUAUUACAGAAAACCAUACUUUUAAUAACAACUUUAAAAUAUUACAUUUGGAAAACAAAGGUAUGAAAUUAAAUCUACUCGAAUCUCUAGAAAUUAAUAAACUUAAAAAUACUAAGAAUAUUCUCAAUGAUCAAAUAGAAACUAAUAAUUCACCACUUUUAAAUCUAUUUUAA
This is a messenger RNA of Brassicogethes aeneus, 351 nucleotides long. Lineage: Eukaryota; Metazoa; Arthropoda; Insecta; Coleoptera; Nitidulidae. The record is from the annotation of a GenBank genome assembly.